UCUGUUUGUUUUGUUUUUUUUGGAUUGGUUUUGUGCCACUGAGUGAGUGAGUUCUGAGGACAUUACUUGUUGUGCCCCAUGCGGCAACUGCCGUGUGGGGGACAAUUCUUCUUUCCUCCUCCUUUUUUUGUUGUCUAUGUGAGUAACCGGACGGAUCAAAAUGGCUUCCACAACUAAGGCGCGGCUUUCUUCAAUGAGAAAGGAUCACGACAGGGAUGAUACUGGUGCCAUCCCGCCGAAGGAGAAAUCAUACGACAAGGCUUGUACCGUGGAGGUGGAUAUCAUCGGGGAUCAAGAAUUAUCUGUAUUGGAAAUUCUACGUGGGAUUGAGCAAGCUGGUGGAACUGUGCUCGGGUGUCGGCGUAAGGGAACUCGAAAAUAUGAAAUUACAAUGUCGCAUAUUUGCGGGAAAGAGAGACUUAUGGAUGGACUGAGAAUUGGUUCCAAUACUGUCCAUGUGAAGGAAAUAUCGUCGGAUGAGAUGAAAGUUUCGUUUAUGAGUUUACCAGUUUAUAUAAGUGAUUCGGAGAUUUUGAACAAAUUAAGAGGAUGGGAGGUGGAAGCGGUUGGUCCAAUUAGGAGGAGAAUGUGGCCGAAGACGGAUGUUGCUGAUGGCACAAGAAUAUGUAAGGUGAGGUUUACAGAUAAGGUGCGCUCACUUCCUUAUUCAGCUAAGUUUGAGACAAUGGAGGGUGCUCAGUAUUUUAGGGUCAUCCACGACAAGCAAGCUGCGGUCUGCAGGCAAUGUCUUCAACCUGGCCAUAUUGUUCGGGAAUGCCCUGAAUUUAAGUGCCGGCGGUGUAAUGAACGGGGGCAUUAUGCCAGAGAGUGUAUUGGGAAGGCGGGACCGGCAUGUAAAGGCUGCGGAGAGAGGAGCUUUCGCUGUCGGUGCUCUGGGCCAAAAGGAGGAGAACAAGAUGGUGGUAUAGCUGAUCAACGGGAGGAGGCGGAGGUGGUGAUAGAGGAGACUGUGGUGGAAGAGGAGGUCGAGGCGGAGGAUGAAGAACAAGGCGACAAAGAUGAGGAAGAUGGCGAGAGUGGAGGAAAUACGGCGGAGGAUGAGGGGGAGUUGGGGCCUAGUCUGGACAAUGUUGAUUUGGAGGGGUUGAUGGCGAAUGAAAAAGAGCCGGAGAGCACGAGGGAGGAAGCGGAUACUGCUCCUUCUGAAAAGGGGGCGGCUACGGCCCAAGGUGGGAUAAUUCCUAACACUGGGUCGGAAGGCGUGGCGGAAAAAGGUGAAACCUCGAAGCGGAAGGAAUCCAAUGGAGAUGGUGAUGGAGCUACGGAUGGAAUUGUAAAGGAGCGGAUAGGAGAGACGGGAUGGAGACAGGCUACUAGCAAGAAGAAGAAAUUGACUGAGUCGUGAUGAUGGAAUUAACUCAUUGCAUCUUCCUAAUGGCCUGCAGCGGAGAGGAUGUGGAGCCGGG
Molecule: messenger RNA, 1427 nt
Organism: Esox lucius (northern pike)
Lineage: Eukaryota; Metazoa; Chordata; Actinopteri; Esociformes; Esocidae
Exons: 2
Coding region: 161-1366 (401 amino acids)
Molecular function (GO): nucleic acid binding; zinc ion binding
Source: RefSeq, a predicted model, not a curated record